Messenger RNA from Diuraphis noxia (Russian wheat aphid), 787 nucleotides. RefSeq names its product XK-related protein 6. Gene Ontology annotation, biological process: engulfment of apoptotic cell; phosphatidylserine exposure on apoptotic cell surface; apoptotic process involved in development. The record is from RefSeq and is a predicted model, not a curated record. Gene Ontology annotation, cellular component: plasma membrane. NCBI's taxonomy places the organism in Eukaryota, Metazoa, Arthropoda, Insecta, Hemiptera, Aphididae.
AUGCUUAUUCAAAAUUUACUAUUAUUGAUUUCAGUUGUUCAUCAAUCUGCAUCUAUUGCAAGUUCAACCAUAGGUAUUGCUUGGGCUAUGGCUUCAUAUCAUAAAAAUGUAAGAAUUGCUUAUGAAAACCGAAAAAACAUUGGCAAUACAGGAACAGUGUUACAAUUUUUAUGGCACAUAAUGAUUACAAUGUCUCGAAUUUUGUCUAUUAGUUUAGCYGCUAUAGUGUGGCCACAGUCAACCGGUAUUUUUUGUAUGAUCCAUUGGCUAUUUAUGACAUUGUGGAUUUUCAAAUAUCAAAACGUAACAUUUUGUAUGCCAUCCGACCAAUCUAAAGAAAGUGGAAUCAUGAGAUUUUUUUUUUCAACAAUACUCGGUCUCGUGUACAUAUUUACUUAUUUAUCACCCAGUGAAGGCCAAGGAAAGUCGAGAAAUCGUUACAUAGGGUAUUAUGGAGUAUUCUUAGUGGAAAAUGUAGCUGCUGUUACUAUUUGGGCUAUUACUGGUACGGAUCAAAACCAAUGGUACUACUAUCCACUGAUUAUAGGUUCGAUAGCACCAUUUUUUGUUGGAAUUUUAUUUAUGGCAAUAUAUUACAAAUUUUUCCAUCCUCAUAUCACUUACAUAAAUGACAUUUCUGAACCAUAUUAUAACACAAAUAAUGUGAAUACGUUUAUUGCUGACAAUCUUGGGUAAAAUCAAUAAAGCCGUUGUUGAAAUAUAACUUUCUGUUAAUUGAUAAAUUAAAUAUUAUGAUGUAUAUUUUUUUACAUUAAAUGAAUUAAAA